AAACCACCUCUUCUGCAACCACAAAAAAACGGGCGCUGAAGCUACCAGAGAUUGGAAAAAGAAAAUGAAAAUUAACAAUCCUGAAAAAUAUGAUGCCUAUCUGGAAAAUUGCAGACAAUCUAGUAAAGCCUACCGUCAGAAUACUUCUGAAGAAAGACGCAUUCUACAAAGAGAACAAACAAAAUUGAGAAUGCGGGCAAUGCGUGAAAGAAAGAAAUUAGCAGAGGAACAGCAACAAAAGCCCAGGCAGACCAGGGCAGCUCAGGAUGAACAGCGGGAAAAAUGGAGAAAGCAAAAACAAGAGUGGUGGGGAAAGAAAACGGAAAGGGAAAAGAAACAGAAAAAACGGAGGAUAAAUGAAGUCCGCCGUGAGAGAUAUAAGGAGAAGAAAGAAGCAACUCUAAUUAGCAAGACUCCUCUUAAGGUAGCUCUUUUUAAACCGACAGAAUGUGAGGCAUAUACCACAUUAGAGGAUAACAGGACGCCUGCUGCGAAGAGAAAAGCGUUGUCAAGGGCAGAGAGUUUAUUUCCUUCCAGCCCAAAAAAAUUUGUGAGAAAGCUCAACGAUGUGAUAUUAUCAGCAACACCAAGGAAACGGGCACUUUUUAGCUUUAGCUCAAAGCUGAAAACCGCUGAGAAGUUUAAAAAUCAACUUGGCAAUCAACUGCUGAAAGACUUGCAAACUUUAUCAAGAAAGCGCACAAAAGCCAAUCAGGUUAGGCGCAAUGUUUUGAUAUCGGUGUGCCAUAAAUACCGUUCCAUUCGUACAAGCAGCAGACUUCUUGGCGUGCACCGGAAGACUGGCCAAAAUAAUGAAUAUAGGCAGCCUGUCACCAAGAAGGAAAAAGCAGAAGAAACUGGAGAGAGAAACAGCUGCUUUCUUUGAAGAAGUUUCCUGUCCUCUGCCAGAAAAAAAGCUGGUUUCUAAGAAAACUGGCAAGUGUGCAUCUGUUCUGUCUAUGCCACUAACAGACUUGCAUACCAAGUUCGUGGAAGAGAGUGGCAAAAACAUAAGUUUUUCUCAUUUUGCCAAGUGUCGGCCCUCCAAUGUGCGACCCAUGCGACAGGCUACAUUGAGACAAUGCUUGUGCGAAUAUUGCACAAAUGUGGAACUCAAGCUUCACACCAUCAACAAACUUGCCAUUAGAGUGGACAACAAUUGUCGUGUUCGGCAUGUGUACCAUGCAGUGGAUAUAAUCACAUGUGACAGAGAAAACGGGGCAUGGCAAAAAGUGUGUGCAUACAGGGAGUGCAGCACCUGCAGCAUUGACAAGUUAGAUGACCACCUGCAGCCACUUCUCCGUCACCAGGGUCAGCUGCCAUGGACUAAGUGGGAGUGUCAAGCUAAUAUUGUCAACGGAAAAAGGGUAACGCGGAAGAUGUUGAUGAAAAAGCAGGGGACAAUGGAGGAACUAAUGGUAGAACUGAGGGCAGAGGUCACCUUCCUUGCUGGCCACCUCUUCAGAGCUGAUUGGCAGCAUCGUCAGUUUGAAUCGAUGAGAAAAACAACACCCUUUCCGCGAACCACGGUUAGCAUGGUUCUCGACUUUGCAGAGAACUUUACUUGCUCAAACCAGGAUGAAGUCCAAGCAGCACACUGGUAUCAUGAGCAAGUAACAGUUCAUCCCAUAGUCACGUACUAUGUCUGCCCGUUCUGCGAGGAGACCAUCUCCGAGUCCCUGGUGUUCAUAAGCGACGAUAGACACCACGACUUCAAUGCAGUCUUCCACUUCACCAAAGUCGCCAUUGACCAUCUAAGGAAUACCCGGGGAUUGGAGCUGGACCACAUCAUCCAAUGGACGGAUGGCUGUGCGAGCCAAUAUAAAUCGAAGGGCCCUUUUUCGGACAUCUCUUGUGCUCUCGCAGACUUUGGUUGUACGUUCGAACAAAAUUAUUUUGGAUCGCGCCAUGGCAAAGGGCCUUCUGAUGGAGAAAGUGCCGUGGUGAAACACCACGCAGCCACCGCCGUCAAAGCUGGUUCACACUUGAUCACCAAUGCGAAUGAUCUUUUUAAUUACUGUUUUGCAAGUUCGCUGAACAAACAGCCAGAAGGUGGAUGUAAGCAUUUUUAAAGAUCUUUCUUCUGGGUGCCAAGCAGCGAUAUUAGGAGAGACAGGAACCGGCCAGUAAAGACAUUGAAGGGGACCCGUUCCCUCCACUGUGUUAAGUGUGUGGAGCACAAAGUAGUAAUCACGCGUCAUCUUUCGUGCUUCUGUGUCCCUUGUCAGUCUGAUUUGGGUUUAUGCCUGAACACACAUACAACUGGACCGCUGGAGACUCAUACUCUUCAGACUGCUGCUGUUCCAAGCCAAGCUGCAACUACAAACAGAACUCCCAGUGAAACUGAAGUAGU
This is a messenger RNA of Gigantopelta aegis, 2353 nucleotides long. RefSeq lists its product as uncharacterized. The transcript has 2 exons. The record is from RefSeq and is a predicted model, not a curated record. NCBI's taxonomy places the organism in Eukaryota, Metazoa, Mollusca, Gastropoda, Neomphalida, Peltospiridae. Bases 813 to 2072 code for a protein of 419 amino acids.